CUGGGAAUGACGUAGCCGCGAACCAAAACACACAAGACAAGACCCCGAGAUCAAAGUAAUGUGCCUUUCGGAUCAGGCAGCUUACCAGGACGAUUCUGAAUGCUAGAGAAUGAUCAAAAUGUGUGACGAAUUUCCUCCCGUGGAAACGAGUCAUGAAACCAUGGCCCGCACGGCGAUACCCCGGAUCGCCCAAAUCCUAAGCAAGCAAGCAAGCACUGACCCCUCACCAUCCCUCCAAGAUUUUGACUUUCCCCCCCAGCCGCCCAUCGCCGAGCACACGACCAAACACUUGGUCAACCCUCGUUUUCCAGCAACUCUUCGGCUGCGGUCUCUCUCUAUCUCUUCCAAUUCAAAUCUCAUCACCACCAAACCUCCCAUCUGCCUCCAGCAUCCCCAACCGCCCAUCUCUCUCUCCCUCCCCUGACAUCAUGGCGUCGAGCGACCCCGCCUCGUCCAAGUCGUACUCGACGGACCCCGCACUCUACAUCUACACAUCGCUGACGGCCGGGUCGUCGCACAUAGUGACGGCAACGUCGCGUCUCGAGACCAUCCUGCGCGCCAACCGCGUGCCCUUCAAGGCCAUCGACCUCGCCACCGAUGAGAAGGCCCGCAUGCUGUGGGGCAGGCGCGCCGGCAAGGACGAGUCCGGCCGCGUGAGGAAGCUGCCCGGUCUGGUGCAAAUGGGGUUGAUCCUCGGUGAUCUCGUUGAGAUUGAAGACUGGAACGAGUACGGCGAGCUCAAGCAGCACGUAACCAUCUACUACGACGAGUUCACCCAGCCUUCCAUCACCGAGGCCCCCAAACUACCCACACCAUUCGCAGCCAAGCCCGCGACCGUCCCCUCGGUCACGAACACGGCAGCGCCAGCAGCACCGGCAGCCCCCGCCGGCGCCGCGGCAGUGGCCGCGGCAGCCGCGCAAAAGGCCUCCACCCAGAAGCAGGGUGAAGGGGCCAACAAGCAGCAGCCCGAAGCCCCCGCCAAGGUGACUAUGCCAAUCCGCAGCAUCGCCGAGGAGGCCGCCGCGAAGGCGAAGCAGGUCCACCUGCAGAGCCUGCGGAAUAAGGUCUACGGCAAGGGCAAGGGUCCCGGGGAGGGGCCGGGGGAGGGGGAGACGUCGACCAAAGCGGUGGAAACUGACGGUGCUGAUGCGGAUAAGGAUAAGGACGACAAGCCGCAGGACGACAAGCCGGCGCUGGCGGCUGCCGUGGCUGCGGUUGCGGGGGUGGUAGCGGCAACGGUCGCAGGAGGAGGUGCGGGAGAGGAAGGAGGAGCAGGAAAAGAAGAAGAAGCCGGCGCAGACAAAGAACCCCGCGAGGAGGCCACAACCGCCGCAGCACCGUCGACGCCCCCCCCCGCGUCGGCGCCAGCAUCAGCAUCGGCGUCGACAUCGUCUCUGCCCCUGUCCCUGUCCUCGAGGGCGGCGGGCCUGCAGUCGCCGACGACGGGGACCUGGGCGGACGGCGCCGCCGGCGGGGUACCGCUGCGGACGCUGCAGUCGCCGACCACGACGAGCUGGCGCCCCACCGACGUCGAACCGCCCGUCACGUCGUACAGGGGAUCCGUGGUGUCCAGCGCGUCGGCCGACGAGAUCGAGGCGGUCGAGAGGGCCGAGAUGAUCAAGGAGGAGGACGAGCCGGAAGAGGACGAGGACGAGGGGGAUCGUGCUCGGGGGACAUCAGGGGCGAAGAAUUGAGUUUUGUGUCUUUUUUUUAUCGGCUUGGAUGGUCGGUCCCUGGGGGCAGGCGAAAUGGAGUGAAGGAGCCUGACAGCAUCACUGUAUGAUUGCUGGUGAAUGCUACCGGUAGAGAUAAAUUAGAUGAGGUUAUGGCAGCAAACCACCAGAUUCGAAGUGAAAUUUGGAUACUGGAUAAUUCAUCUUUUUAUAUUCGGCACACGCGAUAUACAUGUUU
This is a messenger RNA of Phialemonium atrogriseum, 1911 nucleotides long. RefSeq lists its product as uncharacterized. NCBI's taxonomy places the organism in Eukaryota, Fungi, Ascomycota, Sordariomycetes, Cephalothecales, Cephalothecaceae. The record is from RefSeq and is a predicted model, not a curated record. The transcript has 2 exons. Gene Ontology annotation, cellular component: cytoplasm. Bases 429 to 1694 code for a protein of 421 amino acids.